AUGAUCGAGCGUCUUCUAAUGCUCAAUGAGACUGCUGGACAGAACCCUAGCCUGCUGCAGCAUGAGGAGGUGCAGGCUGUGCAGCGUUCCCGCGAACGCCUGGUGGAGCUGGGUUGCCCUUCUCCGCAUCCAGAAGAAAUGGACCUGGACAUUUGGCUGCAACGUGAAGUCAACUCCAACACUGGACAGCCAAUCGUGUUCUACGUGAACCUCGACACGCGACAAUUUGUGGCAAGCAGCUUUACGCCAAGGCUUGACACGACAUGGACACCGAGUGCACCGCACAUCGACAUCCGGACGUUGCUCCUGGAAGUGGACCGUCUCACUCGCGGCGUGCGUGGCAGCGACAGCCUUCCCAGCGGCUUCCAGCGCUUCGAGGUGGAGGGAAUGGAGGCGCGACAGCAGAGGGACAGAAAAUUCUUGCUAUGA
Messenger RNA from Symbiodinium pilosum, 429 nucleotides. The record is from the annotation of a GenBank genome assembly. NCBI's taxonomy places the organism in Eukaryota, Dinophyceae, Suessiales, Symbiodiniaceae.